Meloidogyne enterolobii is the source of this 784-nucleotide messenger RNA. The record is from the annotation of a GenBank genome assembly. NCBI's taxonomy places the organism in Eukaryota, Metazoa, Nematoda, Chromadorea, Rhabditida, Meloidogynidae.
UUGACGUGGGUUCGAAUCUCUGGCUUUUCUUUUGUCUUUUUUUGUUCUCUGACCUGUUUUAUUUGAAAAUUUGAUCGUCUUGUUUCUUUAAAAAAAUUUUUUAGAGAUUUUUUUCUAUUUUUUAGACUUUUUCUAAGUGAAUUUUGUUCUUUAUUAAAUUACUUUAACUUUCGACUCAAUGAAUAAUUGGCUGCAAAACAUAAAAGGACAAAUUACCGAAUUAGCAACAGAAGUUUUAAACGAUGCUACAGAAGAAGGACAAGUAUCAACAACUAGUGAAUUACAAAUUGAAAAGAAAAAAUCAACAGAAUGUGAACGUUUAUAUUUGGUUGAAAAAUCAAAAUGUGAAGCUUUGGAGAAAAAAUUGGUGGAAAUGGAAGAACAACUUUAUAGUGUAAAUAUUGAAAAUGAUGCGGUUAAAGAAAAAUUUAUGGCGAUUGUUGCGGAUAGAGAUGAGAUGAUUAAAAAAUUGGAGAGGAAAAUGGAAAGACUAAAAUUUCACCAAGAAAAUCAAGAGGGAAGUUUCCAGAAUAUUGAACUUGACUCUGUUUCAACAUCUAGAGAAGAAGGAGAGCUUUCUAGUCAAAUUUCUAAACUUAAAGAGAAGCACGAAAAUGAAAUUUCUGCAAUUUUGUCUGUACACAAUUCUAAUGUUAAACAACUUAAGGAGGAUUAUGAGAAGAGAAUUGAACAGCUUGAGACUUGGAAUGCUUCUUAUUUAAACGAACAAACUUCCGCUGAAAAGGAUGAAGCUUUACUAGCUGACAUUAAUUUGUUAAAAUGA